Molecule: messenger RNA, 2577 nt
Organism: Chlorocebus sabaeus (green monkey)
Lineage: Eukaryota; Metazoa; Chordata; Mammalia; Primates; Cercopithecidae
Gene: LDLRAD2
Product: low density lipoprotein receptor class A domain containing 2
Molecular function (GO): protein binding
Source: RefSeq, a predicted model, not a curated record
GUGCUAUGACAUAGGGGUUCAGAGGUAAACAAGAUACUCAUGGAAUAUAAUUUUAGUGGAGCAAAAUAAUUCCAGAGAGUGCUGGGAUGAUACAUUUGAGAUGUGACUGAGUGACAAGGAGAGAGAGAGUGUUAAUUUAGAUGGAGAGGUGGUCAGAAGAGUGUGGUCUGUGGAGGUGUCAUAUGAGCCACAAACUGAUGACCUGAAGAAGUCAACCGUGCACUGCUAUGGGGGUUAGUAAUAGAGCAGACUCCUGGUCCAGUACUCCUUUGCUGCCUGCUGCUCUCUAGGCCCUCGGAGAGGCUCCUUUGGUGUCCUGGACCUCCCUGAAGCUCAGUCCCUAAGGUGACAACUGAUCUAGGAAGGUAGCACAUCUGGCUUCCUGCAGGUCCUCCUCCCAGAAGUCCUGUGGCUGAACCGGAUCUGAGUUUCCUGGUUCCUGUCUGGCAGAAGGGGAGCAGAUCUCCUCCCUGCCUCCUCUCCCCAGGCUCUAGCCCUGGCCCCAAAUCUCCAUGGCAACCCCCGGACACAGUUCUGAACCAAAGGAGGAGCAUCUGGAAGGCGGAGCACAAAGAUCAUACUGAAGAGACCAGGGGGCUGGAGGACUUGUCUCCUUCUUCUCCUUGUGUCCCACCAGCCUCCCUGCUGGCCUGACCAGGCCCCAUAUCCCAGUCUCCCCAGAAACCCCAAGCUGAAGAUUCUGUGGGUCUGCCCCAUUGCUGGGCACAGCAGAGCCUGGAUGGAGGCUUGUCUUCUGCAGUUGCCCCAAAGGUUGCUCUUGCUGGGGGCAGCCGCCCUGACUGCAACUGCUUUGGAGACAGCCGACCUGGCGGACCUGUGCGGGCAGACGUGGCAGGGGGACGGGCUGCUGCUGCGCUCGCAUGCCGCCUCGCUCAGGUUCUACUUCGUGGCUCCGGACACGGACUGCUGGCUCUGGAUGCAGGCGGCGGCCCCCGGCGACCGGAUCCGAUUCCAGUUCCGCUUCUUCCUGGUCUACAGCCUGACCCCCGCGCCCCCGGCGCUCAACACCUCCUCCUCGGCCCCGGCCGGCCCGUGCGCCCCCGGCUCCUACCUGCAGUUCUACGAGGGCCCGCCGGGGGCGCCCCGGCCGCUGGGGUCCGCCCUCUGCGGCCUGACCAUCCCGGUCCCCGUGGCAUCCUCCGGCCCCUUCCUAGGCUUGCGCCUUGUCACGAGAGGCCGCCAGCCCCGCGUGGACUUCGUGGGCGAAGGCACCUCUUUCCGUCUGGGACCUUGUGGUGCCUACUUCCGCUGCCGGAAUGGCAGGUGCAUCCCCUCAAGCCUCGUGUGUGACCCCUGGGGCAUGGACAACUGUGGCGACGGCAGUGACCAGGGCUCCUGGUCACCAGCUGACUGCAGAGGUCCCUCUCCGGUGGCCAGCGAGACAGGAAGUACAGACGACCACACCUCCAGCUCUCCGACUCCCUCUCCAGCUCUUGGGUCCGCAGGAUCCCUCCGGAUUGCAGCUGAGAGGAGUCCCCCAGCAGGCAGGGACCCCACGAGACAGGACGCAGCUUUGGAAGGCCCCCAGCUCCGAGGGGUGGCGCUGGCCUUCUCGAUGCUCCUGGCUUCUGCUGGCCUCCUCAUGGGCCUCCUCUGGUGCUGGUGCUCUCCUAGCUGGCUGGCCUGGCAACCUGGCGCCUGUGGCCUCUGUCUCCACUGCAGCACAUCUGCCAUUUGCUACCCAUGUCCCAGCCAGGUCUCCCCAGGGGGCUGCAGCUGAGUGGCCCAGCCUUCCAGGGUCAGGGAGGCCAUCCCUAGAGGGCUUUGGGCACAUAGGAAUGAGACUAGGCUCUGGGGUCAGACAGACUCUUCGGGUUCUAACCUGGCUCUGUGUCUGAUGUUGGACAGGCCUCUUGACCCUCUGAGACUCAGCUGCCCCUCCAGAAAAUAGGAUGAUUCCUGCCUCACAGGGUUGGGGGUCUGGGAGCCUCACUGAUCCAAAAACACCUUGCUUCACCCCCAGAUCUCACCUGCCCCGCUCUGCCCCACCCACAGACUCCACUGAGUGAAGCCCUCAUCAAAGACACGGGAGGCCCCUGGCGGGGAUAGCACCGUUUAUUAAGAAAAAUCAAGACAAAGACCACAGGAGGGUCCCUUCUAGGACACAGAGGCCAGGCGUCCCAACCCCACAGUCUGGGAGCCACUGGCAGGAUGGCACUCGAGCUGGAUCUUCAGGCUCCCGCAGAUGGGGCAGGGUGGUCGGUGGUCAUAUCCCCCUCCUCUCUCUCCCAGUUGUGAGUUCUGCUUUCCCCCACCCAAGGCACUAGCUCUUCCUGGGCACCAGCGGCAUCUGAGGAGUCCCUGGGCCUUCGCUUCCAGAUGAGUGGGGAUGUGGCCUGGGGUGGGCAAGGCCCGGUGGGCGGGGCCCUCUCAGUGCUGGGCUCUGCCUGUAGCAGCUCCUGGUAAGAGUUGGGGUGGGUUUUCCCUUACAGCCCCUGAGGGAGGAGCCCCGGGCUGUGUGCUGGCAGAAGGGGGUGGGAAUGCAGGCCAGGAGGAGGGCGUGGUAGGAAGGGGAGGCUGCCAGAGGAGGUGCCAGGGGCUGGGUGGAGGUGGGUG